This is a messenger RNA of Nezara viridula (southern green stink bug), 225 nucleotides long. The record is from the annotation of a GenBank genome assembly. NCBI's taxonomy places the organism in Eukaryota, Metazoa, Arthropoda, Insecta, Hemiptera, Pentatomidae.
AUGGAGACGAAGGGAUCGAGUGCGGCCGCUAGGCACGUGAGCCCUCACGUGUCUAACGGUAUCGACUACGGAGCAGAAGGAGAGUACACUCGGCGCCCCCCUCCACUGCGGCUUCCCCUCCGCCGCCCCCCCACUCCCGCCCCAGUAUCAUCCCCACCCCGCCCCUCCGCCUGUCGCUCAUUCAGUGGCCGAUCUUCCGUCUGUCAGGGUUGUGGCUGGUCUUGA